Molecule: messenger RNA, 1860 nt
Organism: Eutrema salsugineum
Lineage: Eukaryota; Viridiplantae; Streptophyta; Magnoliopsida; Brassicales; Brassicaceae
Product: mechanosensitive ion channel protein 7
Exons: 3
Biological process (GO): monoatomic anion transport
Cellular component (GO): plasma membrane
Molecular function (GO): mechanosensitive monoatomic ion channel activity
Source: RefSeq, a predicted model, not a curated record
AUGGAUUUUCGAAAGCCCUUUAAAUCUCAUAGCUCGUACAAACAAGUUAUAAGCACCGGAGAUAAAACCGAGAAGAAGAAGAAGAAGAAUGAACUCCCGAUUCUUGACGAUGAGGAUCACAUUAACCACAUUGCCAAAAUCCAGAGCUCUGGGUCUAGCUUCGACGGCAAGAAUGCAGCCAUGGAACGAGAUUCCAGCUACAACUUCUGGCAAGACAUUGGAACCGAUGAUCAAGCACGAAGCCAGAAGAGCGGGAGUUUCGAUUUCCCACAGUUUCGUGAGGAGGUCACACUUGAUGUGGAUGAAGAAACAGAGGAAAUCAGCAACAAUAACACACCCGCCUCGGGGCUAGACGCUUCGAAAGAUACGAGAGUCUCUUUCAAGAUCAACAGUUCUUCAGGUACCAACAACAACUUGUCCGGUUCGGUCCGUUCUUGUACGUCCUCGACUUCUUUUUCUUCCGCGACUAUGCGGAUGAAUUCAGACCAGCAAGAUCAGGAAGAAGAGGUAGUUAUAAGAUGCUCAUCGCUGAGGAAAACAGAGCUAGUCUCAAGGGCGAAAGCAAGAUCGAGGCUGAUUGAUCCGCCUCAAGAAGAGGAACAACAGUAUUCAAGUUGGAUGGGGACAUCAGAUCAGUUAAGAUCCGGUUUACUUGUGAGACAAUCAAGUAUCGAGGAAGAGGACGAUUCAUUGGCUGAGGAAGAUGUUCCAGAGGAAUAUAGAAGGUCUAAAAUGGAUGCUAUUACGCUGCUUCAAUGGCUAAGCUUGAUCUCAGUCGUAGUUGCAUUAGGGUUGACUUUAGGGCUUAAAUCAUGGAGACAUACGAAACUUUGGAAGCUUCACUUGUGGAAAUGGGAAGUUGUCUUUCUUGUUCUUAUCUGCGGGAGGCUGGUUUCGGGAAUGGGAAUCCAAAUCAUUGUCUUCUUCAUCGAAAGAAACUUCCUUCUGAGAAAGCGUGUUCUUUACUUCGUGUAUGGCGUGAAGACGGCUGUUCAGAACUGUCUCUGGCUAGGGCUGGUUCUUCUCGCGUGGCGUUUCUUGUUCGACAAGAAACUAGAAAGGGAAUCACAGAGCAGUGUUUUGGUAUUAGUGACCAAGAUCUUAACGUGUUUCUUGUUGAGCACCAUCUUGUGGUUGAUCAAGACACUGGUGGUUAAAGUUCUAGCUUCUUCGUUCCACGUUAGUACCUACUUUGAUCGGAUUCAAGAAGCUUUGUUUCAUCAUUACUUGAUCGAGAAGUUAUCUGGACCUCCGAUGCUUGAGCUAAGCAGGAUCGAAGAAGAGGAAGAGCGAGCGCAAGAAGAGAUAUUCAAGAUGCAGAAAGCAGGAGCCGAUUUAUCUCUCGACAUAUGUUCUGCCGCGUUUCAGCCAGAGAAAAGCGGGAGCGUGAUGACCGGCGUGAAGCUCUCUCCGAUCAUCCCAAAGACUGGAACUGAUAAUGGAAUCACAAUGGAUGAUUUGCACAGGAUGAAUUAGAAGAAUGUUUCAGCUUGGAACAUGAAGAGGCUAAUAAAGAUUGUUAGAAAUGUUUCUUUGACUACGUUAGAUGAGCAAGCGCUUCAAAAUACAUCUGAAGAUGAAUCCACCCGACAGAUACGGAGUGAAAAGGAAGCUAAAGCAGCUGCAAGGAAGAUUUUUAAGAAUGUGGCUCAACGUGGAACAAAGCACAUUUACCUGGAGGAUUUGAUGAGAUUUUUGCGAGCAGACGAAGCGAUCAAGACAAUGAGCCUCUUUGAAGGUGCAUUAGUGACAAAAAAGAUCACCAAAUCAGCCUUAAAGAAUUGGCUGAGAGCGAAGAGCUCUUGCGCUAACACUCAACGACACCAAAACUGCAGUGAACAAACUCCAUCAUAUGAUUAG